Talpa occidentalis (Iberian mole) is the source of this 936-nucleotide messenger RNA. Its product is annotated as olfactory receptor 6C2-like. Gene Ontology annotation, molecular function: olfactory receptor activity; G protein-coupled receptor activity. Gene Ontology annotation, cellular component: membrane. Lineage: Eukaryota; Metazoa; Chordata; Mammalia; Eulipotyphla; Talpidae. The record is from RefSeq and is a predicted model, not a curated record. The transcript has a single exon. The coding region runs from base 1 to 936 and encodes 311 amino acids. Gene Ontology annotation, biological process: G protein-coupled receptor signaling pathway.
AUGAGAAACCAUUCAGCAAUAACAACGUUCAUCAUCCUGGGGUUGACAAGUGACCCACAGCUAGAGAUUCUGGCUUUUGUCUUUCUGUUUAUCACAUAUGUGUUGAGUGUGAUGGGGAACCUGACCAUCAUUGUUCUCGUCUUCGUGGAUGCGCAUUUAAAAACCGCUAUGUACUUCUUUCUGCAAAAUUUCUCUUUCUUGGAAGUCUCAUUCACUAGUGCCUGUGUCCCUGUCUACCUGUACAUGAUAGCAAGUGGGGACAAGACCAUGACCAUCAAAGCCUGCUUUACCCAGAUCUUUUUUAUUGUUCUGUUUGGAGCCACAGAGUUUUUCCUGUUGGCCGUGAUGUCAUAUGACCGCUACGUGGCCAUCUGCAAGCCCCUGCAUUAUGUGACCAUCAUGAACAGCAGAGUCUGCAGGAUUCUCAUAGUCUGCUGCUGGGUGUGUGGCUUCCUGAUUAUCCUCCCACCCCUCAGCCUGUCCCUCCAUCUGGAAUUCUGUGACUCUGUUAUUGACCAUUUUGUCUGUGAUGCUUCCCCACUACUGAAGAAUUCCUGUUCAGACACCUGGUACAUAGAGCAGCUGGUUAUAGUCUGUGCUGUGUUGACAUUCAUAAUGACCCUGGUGUGUGUGGUUCUGUCCUAUGUGUACAUCUUUGGGAUGAUCCUGAGGUUGCCUUCAGUGCAGCAAAGGAAAAAAGCCUUUUCUACCUGUUCUUCCCACAUGAUCGUGGUCUCCAUCUCGUAUGGCAGCUGCAUUUUUAUGUAUAUCAAACCCUCAGCUAAGGAUGAAGUGGCCAUUAAUAAGGCAGUUUCUCUGCUUACUACAUCUGUUGCUCCCUUAAUGAAUCCUUUCGUUUAUUCCCUGAGAAAUAAACAAGUAAAGCAGUCUUUCCAUGACACCCUCAAGAGACUUGCAUUUCAUUCCAAGAAGUAG